CAAAGCCUGACAACGUUUUCUUCUUCUAAAGAUCAUCGCCAGAGCGCCAAGAAAUGGCCUCUGCAACUUCAGGACCGAACCAUAAGAAUGUGUACCACAUCGGAGGCAUUCAAGUGGAAUUCCCCUACCGACCGUACGGGUCGCAGCUUGCGUUCAUGGGCCGCGUCAUAUCCACGCUGGAUCGAGCCCAGAGAGAGGGCCACUGCCAUGCGCUCCUAGAGUCCCCGACCGGUACCGGCAAAUCGCUAUCGCUUCUCUGCUCGAGCCUCGCAUGGCAGCAGAACUAUAAGUUGAAGAAUCAGUAUGGGAAUCUUUCUCAGUCGAAGCCUGCUCCGGAGGCGGUCACGGAUCCUCUGGCUUACGGUGGCGGAUUUGUUCCGGAAGUGGAGCCUUCAGGUAACCCAGGGUCAGAAAUUGUGGAGCCAGCUCAAUCUGCAGCAAAAACCAAGAACCAAAAGAAACCGACAACACCUACCAUUUAUUAUGCAUCGAGGACACAUUCACAAAUUUCUCAAGUGAUUCGUGAAUACCGGAAAACUGCUUAUCGAGUGCCAAUGGCAGUUUUGGCAUCACGAAAGCAUUAUUGCACAAACAAGCAUAUUCGUGGGAAAGAUAAUAUUGAUGAAGAAUGCAAAUUGCUUUUGAGUAAUCGAGAAGUAGGAUGCCCAGAAUUUAAAAAUGUACACAAAGUCAAAGGUCAUCCAUCCCUUCAGAAAGGAGGUUGCCAUGAGGCCCAUGAUAUAGAAGAUCUUGUAAAAGUUGGGCAAGUUGUGAAAGGUUGUUCAUAUUAUGCAGCACGUUCAAUGGCAGAUGAUGCACAAUUAGUUUUCUGCCCAUACAACUACAUCAUUAAUCCAGUCAUCCGUGGAGCAAUGGAAGUGGAUAUUAAAGGAGCCAUUGUGAUUCUUGAUGAAGCCCACAAUAUAGAGGAUAUUGCUCGUGAUGCUGGCAGUGUGGAUGUUGAAGAAGACGUUUUGCAUAAAUUGCAGAUGGAACUAGAGCAACUCUGCGGAGUUGAUGUUUUAACUUAUCAACCUUUACAUGAAAUGACACAGGACCUUAUUAAUUGGAUUGAGCGGAGGAAAAUUACAUUAGAAAAGCAUGAGUUUCAACAUCACGUCUCCUGUUGGACCGGUGGUAAGGCUUUGAGAGAGCUCCAAGAAGCUAAUAUUUCACAGCAGUGCUUCCCAAUCUUGCUAGAAUGUGCCACAAAGGCAAUCAAAGCUGCUUCAGAUGCAGAAUCAGAUGUAGCACAUUUAAGUGGCAUGUCGGUGAUGACCCUGGAAGGAUUAUUCUCUUCUCUAACUUAUUUUUUCUCUAGAAAGGGGUGUCACACUUUUGAUUAUCAGCUGGCUUUACAACGAUACAUUAAAAGAGAUGCUGGAAAAGCUGGCAAUUGGACACACACUCUAAGUUUGUGGUGCCUGAAUCCAGCUGUUGUUUUUAGAGAUAUUGCUGAUCUUUCGCUGUCAGUCGUGUUAACAUCAGGGACUCUGUCACCAAUGAAUUCUUUUUCAUCCGAGCUUGGAGUUCAGUUUGGUACUUGUCUGGAAGCUCCACAUGUAAUUGAUGUUGAGUCACAGGUGUGGCCUGCUAUAAUCUCCACUGGCCCGGGUAAUUAUCCACUGAAUGCAAGUUAUAAGACAGCAGAUGCAUAUGCAUUUCAGGAUGCAGUCGGAAGAUCUUUAGAGGAGAUUUUUAAGAUUGUUCCAGGCGGCUGUCUAGUGUUCUUUCCAAGUUAUAAGCUAAUGGAGAAACUAUGCAAGCGUUGGUGUGAAACUGGCCAAUGGUCACAACUAAAUGCAAAAAAAUCCCUUUUUGUUGAGCCAAGAGGAGGAAGCCAAGAUGAUUUUGAGCAUGUUUUGAAAGGUUAUUACGACUCAAUUCGUCAAGGAAAUAAACCUGUUUUGGGGAGAAAACGACGGGCUAAGAAAACAGGCCUUAAUCAUGUAAAUGCAGUUGAGUCCCCUGAUAAUUCCAAGGAAGGAGCUGCAUUUCUUGCAGUUUUCCGAGGAAAGGUUUCCGAGGGAAUUGACUUCUCAGAUGAUAAUGCUCGGGUGGUUAUAAUUGUUGGAAUUCCUUUUCCAAACAUAAAUGAUAUUCAAGUUGCAUUAAAGAAGAAAUAUAAUGAUACACAUAAAUCAUCCAAAAGUCUUUUAAGUGGGAAUGAAUGGUACUGCCACCAAGCCUUCCGAGCCCUAAAUCAAGCUGCAGGACGUUGCAUACGACAUAUGUUUGAUUAUGGAGCCAUCAUCCUAUUAGCAGAUGAGCGGUAUCACGAAGAAAGGAAUAGAGCAUACGUAUCAAAGUGGCUCAGGAAUUCAAUUAGACAAUAUGAAAGAUUUGAAGUAUCAAUGGAGGGAUUAAAAUCUUUUUUCAAGGAUGUCAAGGAACGGAUAGGGAAGAGUACAAUAAAUGUCUUGCAGAAUAUUGACAAUAACGAAGAAAAGUCUGAAAGUAUGAUUGGGAAGGGUCAAAGUGAAGAGUUUGGAAGAAAGGAAAGUCGGAAACUGAACAAGUCUGAUCAUUGUGGACAAAAAGUAAUUCCUGUGAAAAAUUAUGACGCUUCCCCUUGUGGGCAGAAAUCUCAUGGAGAUGCAGAAGUUCAUGCAUCUCUGAAAGUGGAUGAGGGCACUAACUUUGCAUAUAUUGAUCUUGAAUGCAGUUUUCAGAAAGAAACAAGGUGUACAGAGGCUUUAUCCAUGUCUUUCUCUCAUGAAGAUCCAGAGGUUUCUCUUGUCAAGGAAACCCCAUGUACUACAGCUAGUCCAGGAUCCUUCCUUAAGGAUGAUUAUUCUAGCUCAACCAUAAUUGAGGCUUCCACAGAGUUUUUAGAUCAAGUAUCGGUUCCCUCAAUUUGUUUAUCUUGUCCAGGCAAAGCUCUUUCUGAAACCCAGUGUUCAGUUGUAGUUACUCCUGAUAAAAAUAUCACUAUGAACACCUGCAGCGUUACGCCGGAAAUAGAAUCUUAUUUGAAUUUGAGUGUCAAUUCUCAUACCCAAAAACGGAGAAAGUCCAUGGCAUCUCUUCAUAUUGACCUUACACAAGAUGAACAGUCUGAUGACCCCAGUGCUAAAACUCUUGUCUGUUCGAGUUUCAUGAGAAGCUCAAUGGCUAGCAGAGACUCAAAUCGCAGAAUUGAAUUUGGUUGUGAGUCUAAUUGUGCAGAUCAGAAAUUGAAAAUUUCAAAUGUUUCUCAAUUGCUCACAAACGAUGAUUAUGGCACUCCAUGCAUGUCUUCUGUUCCUGUGAUGGAGAAAAGACUAAAAGUUUCUUGUUCACUCUGCAAAAGCCCAUUGGGUCUUCCUGAAAAUGAUCUGUAUGUAAUGUGCUCGUUAACUUCAUCAUCGAAAUCUUACCCAGCAUCUCUUUUAAAUGAAAAUAUGAAAUGUUCUAUGGACACACCUAGAAGCAUACAAGUGUUCAUGACAGAUACAUCAUCUGUUCAUCCUGAACUCUGCUCCAGAACUAUUGAAGGUGCUCCAGGACACGGCAUUUGGCGUGAAGAAGAUGGGUGUGUAUUCAACACUAUUUUCUGUCCUUCCUGCAGGAACCCUUGCAUUUGUCUUGGUGUGCAGAUUGUGGCAACUGAUGCAUCAAAUGUUCAGUUACUUAACAAGAUAUUGCUUUACCCUGAGCGUUUGGAAAUUGAGAAUCUUGAAGCUUCAAGGGACAAGGUUACAAAGGGAAAGAAUUUCUUGUCGGUCAGUGGCUCUGGCAUGGAAAAAAUGGCCAUCUUGAGUUCUAUUGAUAAAUUCUCAUACUCCCCCCAGCAGAAAUUGGAAGGCUGGAGGACUACAAAAUCAAAGUUAAGACUACCAAAGAAAGGCCUGCUUUCCAGUGCAGAGGAUUGAUGCUGAAAGCAUACAGGAUUUCAAAAUGCACGUUUGGUUGCACAUUAUGUGUAUUGGGGAGAUGAUGUGCUUCUCCACACAAGAUGUUGCUUCUGAAAUUUGAAUUUCCAGUUGAUGAGCGUCACUGGAGCUGCCUUGAUAAUGCACAGAUUUGGCAUUGGGUUACAGGUGUAAUCUGUUUUUCUGAUAUAGUUCUGGAAGUGAAGCCACUGGCAAAUUACCUGGCAGCAGCUGAUCUAGCAAAGUAGCAAUCUUCCAAUGUCUCUAAAGGGGAGGUAUUUCACGUUGCAUUAUUAUGAUGAAUUUGGAAGCAUGUUGGAUUUAUGGCUUUGCAGUUCAUUAUAAGUUAAAGCCAGUUGGAUUGGGCAAACUUCAGUUUUCUGGUUGUAAUUUAAACGGCUAUGAAACGGGCUCAACAUUUGUAUCUCUGGCCUUUUGUUUAUAUCAACAAAGCUAAGGCAUUGUUUUUGUAGUAUUUUGGAAUUACUUUACAGAUUAAGAGCUUUUAGUCACGA
Molecule: messenger RNA, 4369 nt
Organism: Juglans regia (Persian walnut)
Lineage: Eukaryota; Viridiplantae; Streptophyta; Magnoliopsida; Fagales; Juglandaceae
Product: Fanconi anemia group J protein homolog
Exons: 28
Coding region: 54-3854 (1266 amino acids)
Biological process (GO): double-strand break repair involved in meiotic recombination; nucleotide-excision repair
Cellular component (GO): nucleus
Molecular function (GO): DNA helicase activity; hydrolase activity, acting on acid anhydrides, in phosphorus-containing anhydrides; DNA binding
Source: RefSeq, a predicted model, not a curated record